GACAAAUAUUUGAUGGGCCAAGAUAAUGUAAUAUUUCCGUGGUACAGCACCAAGUGUGACCAGCUGCUCUUACCAAACAACAGAUCCUGACAGAUCCUCAUUGUGUCCCACACUAACCAUUCGGAGAGACACUAAAUGUCAUGUAUUGUUGUAAACUACCCAAUCAGGAACAAGGCUUUCCCCCAUCCUUCAUUAGCAUUGCUGACGCCGUCAGGCUAUAAAAAGCGAGCUCCGAGCCUUCCUUUUUUCUGUGUCUGAAGGUGGCCGUCACGAUGGCUGAUGAGAAGAAAUCGCAGCCAACUUCCAAGAAGGGCGCGAAGAAAAUCAUCAAGAAGGCGCCGGGGAAAGGCAGCAAGAAAAGGAAACGAUCCAGGAAAGAAAGUUACUCCAUCUACAUUUACAAAGUGAUGAAGCAGGUUCACCCCGACACCGGCAUCUCCUCCAAGGCCAUGAGCAUCAUGAACUCGUUCGUCAACGACAUUUUCGAGCGCAUCGCGGGGGAGGCUUCCCGCCUGGCCCAUUACAAUAAGCGCAGCACCAUCAGCUCCCGGGAGAUCCAGACCGCCGUGCGGUUGCUACUGCCCGGGGAGUUGGCCAAGCACGCCGUGUCGGAGGGUACAAAGGCGGUGACCAAGUAUACCAGCUCCAAGUGAGACACCACAGUGUGCUGACAAAAACACACAUCCAAAACCCAAAGGCUCUUUUAAGGGCCACCCACAAUUCACUGAAGCAGCUGAACCAUUUUAAGUUUGUAAUUGAUUUUGGGUCUGUAUAAUUUAAUGUCUCUAAGCUUUGUGUUUCUUUUUAUAAACGUUCUAAAGAUUAACGUGUGGUCCCUGACUCUCGGUUGCGGACAUACCCAGUCUCUUUCCUUUGCCUGGAUAUUUAUCGCCAAAGUCAUUUUUCAGCAACUUCUAUAUGUUCCAGUUACUCUUUAACCCUUGAUCAGGGCAGCAGCUACAGUGCCCCCUGGGGUAUGAUACUUGAGUUUCACUCUCGGGGGAACCAAGCUAACUGUUCGAGUCUCAUGAAUAGAUUUUGCAGUUUACUCUUUUUUUUUUCAAUUUUCAAAACUCCAUGGAGGCUUGGUCUGAUUGUUUUGCAGAAUACUGUAAAUGAGGCUUUCAGCUGUCGGUGAGACGCUUUCAAAAUGAACGGAGAUAAAACCAGAUUAGCUGUCGGAUUGCGAUACCAAGUGUGAAACUGUGGCUGAAGUCUGAUCAAGGAUAAGAAGGGAGGGCAACUUCAAACUGUUGUUUAAAGAUUUAACGCGCUCACCCGGAACAACGUUAUUUGUGGUUUUAUAAGUAUAUCAGGGUGCACUUGUAAUGUGAAAGUGAAUUAAAUUCAAAGAAAAAUUAAAUUAUUCAUUCCACUUUGCAAAACUUUUCCCUAUUUCGUACAUGUUGGAGGUUUUUCAAACUUGUCCCGGUGAGGUAGGAAGCCUGAAUAUCUCCCGUGGCAACAAAAUAAAAAAUGACGGUGCGAUUUCUGUGUUGUUAAGAUUUCCAAAUCUCUAUGUGCAUUUGUCCGAUUUUUUGUUUCAGAAUGCAGAAUGUGGGACUUUCUGCUGUCGCGCAGAGGCUUUCAAAAUGAACCGAGAUAGUCGGAAAAGUCUGAUCCAGCACAAUAAGUGAGGGCCACUUUCAAAAUUGUCUGAAGACGGUGCUGCUUAGGGAGUAAGAACGAGAGAUUGUGUGAAGUGCGCAUUUGUAAUGUGAAAGGAAAUUAAAUCGUAAGCAUUUAUGCACUAUUCUUUGUAAAACGUCUUCCUCGUAUUGUCCAUAUUGGCGGGCUUUUCAAAUCGGAAAGAAAACGUACUGGCAUCGCAAAUGUGGAAAUAUAUUGUUGAUCUAGUGCA
Rhincodon typus (whale shark) is the source of this 1861-nucleotide messenger RNA. Its product is annotated as histone H2B 7-like. The transcript is spliced from 2 exons. The coding region runs from base 273 to 653 and encodes 126 amino acids. Lineage: Eukaryota; Metazoa; Chordata; Chondrichthyes; Orectolobiformes; Rhincodontidae. Gene Ontology annotation, molecular function: structural constituent of chromatin; protein heterodimerization activity; DNA binding. The record is from RefSeq and is a predicted model, not a curated record. Gene Ontology annotation, cellular component: nucleosome.